AUGACCUCACCGACCUCUAGACGAUCUCCCCAACCUCUACACGACAUCCCAGCCCUCCUGAUAACCACCCCGACAACAAACGACCUAAAUGACUUAACACGACCUCUCCAACCUCAGACGACCUCACCCAUCUCUCCGACCUCAAACGAACAACCUGACCUCGGACAACCUCGAAAACCUCAAGUGACCUCCCCGACCUCCAGAAGAGCUCCCAGACCUCAAUAA
This is a messenger RNA of Macrosiphum euphorbiae (potato aphid), 225 nucleotides long. The record is from the annotation of a GenBank genome assembly. Lineage: Eukaryota; Metazoa; Arthropoda; Insecta; Hemiptera; Aphididae.